Molecule: messenger RNA, 1656 nt
Organism: Fusarium keratoplasticum
Lineage: Eukaryota; Fungi; Ascomycota; Sordariomycetes; Hypocreales; Nectriaceae
Exons: 3
Coding region: 1-1656 (551 amino acids)
Biological process (GO): nucleobase transport; transmembrane transport
Cellular component (GO): plasma membrane
Molecular function (GO): nucleobase transmembrane transporter activity
Source: RefSeq, a predicted model, not a curated record
AUGGCGACUAGCUCUCGAGCUAAGUCCUGGGCUGACAAGCUCGCCGUCGAGUCGGAACCCGGCUUGACGAGCACCCAGCUUAUGCUCACCAACCACGAUCUGAAACCGGUCGAGAAGGAACGCCGUCAAUGGGGCGCCUGGAACUUUGUCGGCUUCUGGAUCGCCGAUUCUUUCAACAUCAACACUUGGAUGAUCUCUUCGUCCAUGAUUGUUGCUGGCCUCUCGUGGUGGCAGGCAUGGCUGUGUGUCUGGAUCGGCUAUAGCAUCACUGGUAUUUUUGUCGCCAUGAAUGCUCGUGUCGGUGCCAUGUACCACAUUGGUUUCCCAGUUGCCAACAGAGCUGCCUUUGGCAUCUGGGGAAGUUUGUGGCCUGUUCUGAACCGUGCCGCUAUGGCCUGCGUUUGGUACGGAGUCCAAAGUUACAUCGGAGGCAACUGUGUCUAUCUCAUGAUCCGUUCCAUCUGGAAGUCCUACGCAGACAUUCCCAACACCUUCAGCAAAGACUCGGGAACGACCACGGCCAAUUUCGUCUCCUUCUUCCUCUUCUGGGUCGGCUCCCUUCCAGCAAUCUGGUUCCCCGUUCACAAGAUCCGACAUCUUUUCACCGUCAAGGCAUAUGUGGUCCCUGUUGCUGGAAUCGCUUUCCUUGCCUGGACCAUUUCCAAGGCUGGCGGCAUUGGACCCAUUGUGAAGACAUCCAACAAGGUCCACGGCAGCGAGCUGGCAUGGCAGAUUGUUAAGGGCAUCAUGUCCUCUAUUGCCAACUUUGCGACACUCAUCGUCAACGGCAGCGACUUUUCUCGUUUUGCUCGCAAACCCAGAGAUGCGCUCUGGUCCCAGCUCAUCACCAUCCCGAUCGGCUUCGCCCUCACUUCCUUCAUCGGCAUCAUCGUCUCAUCGGCAUCUUCCGUCAUGUACAGUGAGCCUAUCUGGAAUCCCCUUAACUUGCUUGACAAGUACAUCGACGACGGUAGCUCCGCUGAGCGUUUUGGAGUCUUUGUCAUUGCCAUGGCCUUCACCCUUGCGCAGCUUGGUACCAACAUUGCCGCCAACUCCGUCUCUGCUGGUACUGACAUGACGGCUCUGCUUCCUCGAUGGAUCGAUAUCCGCCGCGGAGGAUACAUCUGUGCAGUCAUUGGUUUCGCCAUCUGCCCCUGGCAACUGCUCAAGGACAGCAACCAGUUUACCACCUAUCUUUCCGCCUACAGUGUGUUCCUUAGCUCCAUCGCUGGAGUCAUGGUAUCCGACUACUACCUCGUGCGAAAGGGGUACCUCGAGCUCAAGGAACUCUACGAUGGUCGCAAGGAGGGACCUUACUACUAUACCUUCGGUAUCCAUUGGCGCGGAUAUGCCGCCUACAUUGCGGGCAUUCUGAUCAACGUUGUCGGUUUCGCCGGUGCCGUCGGCCAGACCGUCCCCAAGGGAGCUACCUACAUCUACAACGUCAACUACUUCUGCGGUUUCCUGAUCUCGCUCAGUGUGUACUGGAGCUUGUGCAAGAUUUUCCCGAUCCCCGCGACGAGCAGCCGCUGGAUGGAGGUUGGCGACGAGAUUGACGACCUGCGAGUUGGCUACGACACUGGAAGCCAGAAUUACGACGAAGAGCACGUUACGGGCCCAGCGCCCAAGGUGGCUGAUGAUAUGAAGCAUUUCUGA